AUGCAUGCGCGCUGGAGCAGACCUACGCCGGCUCCGCCUCGUGCCCUCCUCUGGCCAGGUCUGCUCGAGCAGCACGUGACCCCAGCCAUCCUGCACCGCUCGCUCACCAGCCCCUCCGAAGGGCGCUGGCCGCUUCGCUCCCCGCCCGCAUCGAUGGCGGCCACGGUCGCCCCGAGCCCGAGCCCGGGCUCCUCGGCGCCGCGCCGCGUGCACGCGGCCAGCGCGGAGGGCGAGGGCGACGAGCCGGGGAGCCCCGCGCUGGCGAGAGCCUCCGCCGCCCGCGCCCCGGCCCCCGGCGCCUCCGGGCUGCCCCGCAGGCCUCGGCGAGCGCCGCGCCGCGGCUCCCCCCCGCGGAGGCGGCCCACCGGGCCGCUCGGCCUCCGAGGAGGAGCGGUGUGCCGCUGCCGCGGCCCUGCCCGCGUCGCCACGGCCGGGUCCGCCGCGGAGUCCCGGCCAGGAGGCGCCCCGGGAGAGGCCCCGAGAUCUUUGGAGUGCGGAGUGAGCAUCGGCAUGCGCUGA
Prorocentrum cordatum is the source of this 519-nucleotide messenger RNA. The record is from the annotation of a GenBank genome assembly. Lineage: Eukaryota; Dinophyceae; Prorocentrales; Prorocentraceae.